This is a messenger RNA of Coregonus clupeaformis (lake whitefish), 3714 nucleotides long. RefSeq names its product delta and Notch-like epidermal growth factor-related receptor. The record is from RefSeq and is a predicted model, not a curated record. Bases 198 to 2477 code for a protein of 759 amino acids. Gene Ontology annotation, molecular function: calcium ion binding. Gene Ontology annotation, biological process: establishment or maintenance of epithelial cell apical/basal polarity; heterophilic cell-cell adhesion. The transcript has 13 exons. Lineage: Eukaryota; Metazoa; Chordata; Actinopteri; Salmoniformes; Salmonidae. Gene Ontology annotation, cellular component: protein-containing complex; plasma membrane.
GCUUGCUCAGUCGCAGUGCACACAGCCAGUCUACAGCAUCCCUACCAGGCUGCCUCUCACACACUCUCCAUUCAGCUCCCUCAUCCACACACCCAGAAAGCAGAGAGACCAGCCGCUUACUCACUGAGCCAGAGUUAAGAGGAAAAGAGAACGCAGAGAGGAAGAGACAGUUAAGUGAUAUACGUACAUAAGAGAAGAUGAGGAUGCCUGUGACCCAGCAGCGCCCCCUGUACCUCCUCCUGCUUCUGCUGAGUGCCGGGGGUGGGGGUCUCUCCUCCCCCCUUGAUCUGGAGCCCCCUGCUCCGGAGGCGGCUGCCCCGGCUGAGGCUGACCCCACCCAGGCCACUCCCCUGCCUGACCCCUGCGAGGGACGGCCCUGUCUCAACGGAGGCGCCUGCGAGGCCCAGCCCUCUGACCUGGAGACAGAGGACACUCUGCCCAACACCUGGGCUUACAGCUGCACCUGCACCUCCGGCUUCACCGGACGCAACUGUGAGUUUUUCACAGACCCCUGUGGCAGCAGCCCCUGUUUCCAUGGCAACUGUAGCCGCAGUGGCGAGGGCGAUGUGUACACCUGCGAGUGCAGCGAGGGGUACGAGGGGGAGAAGUGUGAGCAAGCCACCUUGGACCCCUUGGACCUGCUGCCUGUCUCCAAUUGGGACCCUGCCACACCCCCUGCCCCCGAACAGGCCACACCCGCCACGCCCACAACCGCCACUCAGCCCUCCCAGACAACCACGGUGUCCACCACAACGCAGGCCCCUCCCACGCUGCAGCCGUGGCAGCCUAAGGCUGGACAGAGACUCUUGGUGGUGCAGUGGGAGAAACAACAGGUGACGGAGGGACUGCACUGUGUGAGUCCUGAGCUGUGUGAGCUGACCUCUGGAACUCUGACUCUCUCUCUAGAGGUGCCUGAGGAGACUGCCAUCAAGAUUGUGGUGAAUGUGAGCGGAGCUCCCGUCCUGUGGCGUGUUGGAGAGGAUGGCUUCCAGCAUUCCUCCUUGGUGGAGGGGACCAUCAUGUGGUUCCAGCAGGCCUCUGAUGGACUGGUGGUCCCUGACCACUCCCUCCCCCUGGGACACAAUUACUACCUCAGUGUGUUGCGCGUGGGGGACGCCCCCAGUGGCUCGGAGGUCACCCUGCGUCUCAAUCUGACAGUGAAGGCCAGCAGCUGUGUGGAGCCUGGCAGCCGCUUCAGCGACCCACAAUGCUCUGGGAAGGGGAAGUGCAUCACUCAGCCCUCUGUGAGCACCUUCUUCUGUGAGUGUGAGGAUGGGUACUCUGGGAUCUUCUGUGAGGAGUUUGAUGCCUGCCAUCUCAGGCCAUGCCAGAACUACGCCAUCUGUAGUGACCUGAGGCAGGGGGACGAGGGCCGCAACUUCACUUGUAUCUGCCCUCCAGGGUUCGAGGGUGAUCUUUGCCAGUUGCAGGUGGACCACUGCCUGUCUCAGCCCUGCAGGAACGGGGCUACCUGCUCCAGCAGCCUGGCCGGACCCAGGUGCUACUGCUCUGAGGGUAGGUAUCAGGGCAGUAUGUGUGAUCAGAGGGUGGACCCAUGUGCCUCCAGCCCCUGCCACAACAACGGGAGCUGCUUCCCCCAGGGUCCCGGCCUGGACUUCGGCUGCAGCUGUGCCGCCGGCUUCACCGGCCCGACCUGUGCCCAGCUGGUGGACUUCUGUGCCCUCAACCCCUGUGCCCACGGGAUCUGCCGCAGUGUGGGGACCAGCUACAGGUGUCUGUGUGUCCCAGGGUACCAUGGUCUGUACUGUGAGGAGGAAUACAACGAGUGUCUGUCAGCCCCCUGCCAGAACUACGCUACCUGCAGAGACCUCAUCAAUGCUUACGAAUGUGUCUGCACUCCUCAGUAUGAAGGCAGACACUGUGAGAUCUACACGGAUCCUUGUCUGACGGCUCACUGUCAGAAUGGUGGACGCUGUGAGAGUGUGGGCCUCAACGCCACCUGUGUCUGCCCACCUGGUUACCUGGGGGAGGCCUGUGAGGUUGAUGUUAACGAGUGUGAGAGCAGCCCCUGUCAUCACGGAGGAACCUGCAUCGACCAAUCAAAUGCUUACACCUGCCACUGCCCCCCAGGCUGGAUAGGGGCCAGCUGUGAGAUACACUUGCAGUGGAAGACGGCCCACCCCGAGGACACCCUGACCAACAUGCCGCGUCACUCCCUCUACAUCAUCAUCGGCGCCCUGUGCGUGGCCUUCGUCCUCAUGCUCAUCAUCCUCAUCGUGGGCAUCUGCCGCAUCAGCCGCAUCGAGUACCAGGGCUCGUCUCGCCAUGCCUACCAGGAGUUUUACAACUGCCGCAGCAUCGACAGCGAGUUCAGCAACGCCAUCGCCUCCAUCCGCCACGCCAGAUUUGGGAAGAAGUCCCGGCCGGCCAUGUACGACGCCGCACCCAUCUCCUACGAGGACUACAGCCCUGAUGACAAGCCCCUGGUCACUCUGAUCAAAACAAAAGAUUUGUAGAAAACACACCCACACACAGUAUCACACAUCACCUGUUCACACAUACAACUGCACAUGUUCGGAUGUGCACCAAUACACACAAACUCAGUCAAUGCAGACCAUUUAGUAUUUCUUUAGAUACAAAUUUACAAAAUAAAUGUGAACAAAACAAUAGUUCUGCGGGAAGAAAAAUACAAAUCUGGAAUUUGAUAAAUCUAUUUUACGGUUGGAAUAUCCAUAAAGAUACUGUAGCAUAAGAGCGUACCUUGCAUAAUUUUAGUAGGUGUUGGGUGACAUUGCCAUGUUGGUUGCUUCUUCUCUCCAGUAGAAUGUGACUACAUUACCCAGGAUGCCAUUGGGGUCCUAGAGGGGGCGGUUCCUGACAUCCCCCACCAACCCAUGAGCUCAGUUUAAAGUGUAGAUUCAGCAGAGGCUGCUGAUAGGAGUUCUUACAGGUGUGGUAGAAAUAGGUGCACUUGUCAUAGUGCAGUACGAUAUAUAUAUCUUUCUAUAUUAAAAAUCUGCAGUAGGUUGCCUUACUUGGUGCAUGGGUAGAUUCGAUGGUUUCUGCAUAAUUUUGAAACCCUCCGUACAUUGUGGUUGAUUUACUGUAUCUUUGCCAGGUUUGUGCCAAAAUCGUCUCCUUCUUCAGGCGACAACGUGUGGUAGAGGUAGAACACGUAUAAAACCACUUUGGGGGAAGCUUUAAAACAGUGUUUAAAAAAAACAUUGGUUAUCAUGUUUUUGUUAUUUACAUGCAAGUUCUGUACAAAUAAAGGAGGAGUAAUAAUUGUAUUCACAGUGUUGUAUGGUUUCCCUAUUAUGAGGACAGUGUUUUUCGCAGGAGUGGUCGGAGUAGCCAGUGGGCGGGUCUUGUGUGGAGGAUGACUGACAGGUGGGGUGGGCGGGUCUUGUGUGGAUGAUUGACAGGUGGGGUUUAGCUGGUGGGUCUGCUCCAGUAAUAUAUGUGCUUCUGUGUCCCAGGUAUAGGUGUCUCUCUCUGUCUGUGUGCGGUUGUGUUGUUCCACUCAGGGUCAACCCCUGGGUGCAUUGGUUUUUGGGCGCUGGAUGGGCGGCACAUUUUAGACCAUUCCAUUGGUUCUUUAGUGAAAUCUCCGCCCCCCCGGAGCAUCGAGUGAGCUCUCCACUUGACUGAAUUUUGGCCUACUAGGGUCAUUGUCCUUUUUUAAAUGAGAAGAACCACAUUAUUAUUAUCUAUGUUCAAUGAUGUAACAAUAAAGGUUUAAGUGAACACAAA